GUGGAACAGGAUAGAAUAGGAUACAAAACCGCUCCAUUCUCGCAACGAAAUCCAAGCGUCGUUGUUGUUGGGAUUGGAGGCGAGGCGUGAGCUAGUCUGGUAGUUGGGUGGCGCUUGCUCMAAGCCUCCGUCUGCUUCGAUCCCAUCCCAUCCCAUCGAAUCGAAUCGAAUCGAAGCGACGCGAACACGGCCAUUGCACCAUGAAUCAGCAACAGCAGCAACAUGCGCCACCGAUGACGAUGCAGCAGCAGCAGCAACACCAACACCAACAGCACCCACCACAGCAGCACGUUCCACACCACAAGCACUCGGCAAUGCGGACCGGGGGACAAUCCCACCCCAACCCUCCCCACCCGAGCGGCCCCCGGGCCCAGUGCGACCAGGUCGUCUUCGAGGCGAUCGCCAAGGCGGCCGAGAUCGUCGUGGCCAGCCGGUGCUGGCUCGGGGAGGCGGGGGAGGGAAGGGGAGCGAGCAGCAGCAACGGCAGCGGCCGCUUCAACCUGCUGGUCCCGGAGGUCCAGAGCGUCAGGUGAGGAAACGAACGACGGGAAAGAAAAGAAAAGAAAAGGACGGGUUGUGCCUUUGGGCUCGGGUUUGCCGUUGGUUGUGCUUCCACGAAACAAAAUGCUGUUCUCUCACCCCAACUACCUCUUGCCUCUUUGCACAAAACCAACUCUGCACCAUGCCCACGACACCGGAUGCAAAUGCAAAUGCAAUCGCUCGAUCCGUGCAUUGCCUUUCCCCCAUUGCACCAUUCUACUGUACUACCGUGCCUCUAUCGCCCACCCAACAGGUCCAUCCUGCAGCGGUGGAAGAGAACCAUGCACGUCCCGCUCCGCCUGGACGUGUACUACCAGCACGCACCUUCACCGGCCGCGAACGCAAACGCGCACGCGAACGAGCAAGGGGCCCGGGCGGAGGGAGACCGGGAGCUCCUGGAGCGGUGGUGCCUCGAGUACGCACCGGUGGAAUCGGCAUCGGAACCGCAGAGCGGUCUUCUGGCCUCCCUCGACGACCCCAUCGUCCAGCUGCGAAAGGUCUGCAAGAACAUUGUGGUGUGGCUGAGGACCCUCUACUGCCACUCGCGGCUGCUCCCGGCCCAGGCCCUCCGCAAGAGGGGAGGCACAACCACGAACACGAGCCGGAGCAGCGGCCACAUUGGCUUUUCCGUCUACGUCGUCGGCAAGGGACAGGACGACGUGAGCGGCCUGCUGCAGCAGGGCUUUGGCAGCGAGCCGUCGGCGGCCGCUCGUGGUGGUGGUCCGCCCGGAGGGGUGCAUACCCCCUACGGCGUCCUGGGAUGGAGGGCCUACACGGCACCGAGGGCCCUGGUGGAGAAGCUGGUGGCCCUGGAGCGCGGGCGCGAGUCUCUGCGGACGCGGGAAAUCCCGGGGACGGGCACGAGGUCGAUCCCGAUGAAGGUCCUGCACCACCCACGGUCCCAUCCGCACCAGCAGCAGUACUAUAGCAGCACCCCUCCCACGAACGGAACCACGCUCUUUUCGUCGCCCUCGCAGCAGCACUCCCAGCAGCAACCCGUGGCCCGGUCGGCCCCCCACCGCGGCUACCGGAGGUCCCACUCGUCCCCCGUGGAGCACACGGGGGGGCACCUUCGACAACAGCAACCGCAGCAACAACAACAACCACAGCCGCUGCCGGCCUCGCUGCACCCGAACCUCCUGGCCCCCGGAUCCCACCACGGGCUCCGGCGGCGGAGCGGGACCCACCACGAGGGGAUGGUUUCGGUUUCGGCUGCAACGGAGACGACCGGCUUUGCGCGGGACGAAACCGGCCCGGAGGAGGACGAGGUCCGUCCACCGGGUGCCUCGAAUCAGGGCUCGGGGUCCGGCGGGAUCGGCGGGGGCAAGAACCUGAGCGCCCUGUCGCUGGCCCUCCUGACGAUGAAGGACCACGAAGGGAACAACGGCGGGGGCACCAGCCAACCAACCCCGAGCGACGAUCCACAGCGGCAAGCUCGCACCCCGGAACACCAGCAGCAACACCCUCAUCAGCAGCAAGACCAACAAACCCCGGAAGAGAUUGCCGCCUCGGAAAAACGAAGGGCCGCCCUCCACAGGGCUCCCCCGGUGGCGGCCACCGGGGUGGGGGAAUACGGGUACGCCUACAACAACCACCACGGCGGCGGCCUCUCGUCCUCCCCGGGCUUUCGGCCCUCCUCGAUGACGCCCUCGACCUACGGGACCACCCCGCCGGGCUACCUGCUCAGCGGGACGCCCUCGGUCGGGAGCUACCUGGGAAGCAAGACCGCGGGCCUCCUGGUCCCCCCGGGCCGGCCGGCCCCUUCCUCGGCGGGGGGCGAGACCGGGUCCGAGGGGGCACCCGUUCCGCCCCCCUUUGUCCGGUCCCUCGGCUUCUCGGGGCAGCCGGUGGCGGCUCUCGCCCCAAGCGGUGCGACCGAACGGGGGCCGGAAAAGGAGGGCCUCUUGCACGGACCAGAGGGCACUUGCGCCGUCGGAAGUGGUGCACCCGGGUCGUCCCAGCGGGACGCUGGGGACGACCACGAGCCGUCCCUGGAUCUCCUCCACUCGAGCCCCUUUGCGUCCGCCGGGGCGUCCUCGGUGCCGGCUUCCGCCGGGGAGGGCCGAGAAGCGCACCUCGAGAAAGACGGCCUCUCGUCCUUUCUGCAGGCCGAGGAACACGCCAGCAUGGAGGCCGCGACGACCUUCAUCAACGACUUUUACCACCACCACUACCACCUCGGGACCCACAGCAACCACUACCAACAGCACUACCACCACCACGACGAACACGAACGCGAAUCCACCCACCAAACCAGCGCCACCGAAGGCUUUCGCCCCUGGUUCGAUCGGUCGGGCCUUUCCACCGGCCCGUCCUCCUCGGCCUUUGGGGGCGGCGCCGAAAGCCCGUACCACUCCCACCACCAUCCCCCAGACGGCCCGGCGGGCCUGCACCAGCAGGCCGAGGACAUGCCCUUUGCCGUGGAGGGCAUUGGCAACGAAAGGUCCUCCCCCCGCAAGCCCCAGGGCUCGGGUGUUUCCGCGUCCGCCUCGGCCUCCCUCCAGGCCUCGAUGGGCAUGGUGGCCCCGCCGCGGCGCCUGGCCAUGUUCGGGGGCGGCAGCGCCGGGGGCCAGCCCGGUUCGCCCUCUUCCGCGCCAAAGGCACCAACCAAAACACAAGCACGGGCCUCUUCUCCCGGGGCGGACCCGGUGGUGUCGCUGGCGGACCAGCUCUCCGAGUUUCGGUCCUUUGGGGCCGGACUCUCGUCGGUAGGGAGUGGCACCCCUUGCGGCACCGCCGCCGCCCUCACCGCCAGCGUCGGAUCGGGCGGCUGAUAACGAGCGAGCGAGUGAGAACGAAACGAAACGAAACGAAACAAAAGCCAGCGGAUCCGUCCGAGCGGCACGAUCCGCGGGAUCGCACCGGACGCCAGUCCAUUGAAAAGGUUGUUGCGAGCGAGAAAACCCACCGGGUGUCCCCCCGCGGGUGGACCGCCGCUGGUUUUUGUUUCUCGGAAAGCGGAGACGGAUUCCCAGGUAGCCCCGCGCCAAAAGAGGUGCAUCAAAGGCGUCGAGAUGGUGCCAAAAGGAAUAGAAAUAACAGCGCUAGGAAGCAGAAAGCAAGCUCUCUGCUGCCUUGCGACACAAUAGAAAACGCUACAGUCCCGCAUUUUGCAUCCUAUUUAUAACUACGUCGAGUUCGGAGUAUAUUGUGCAUCUAGUAUCUAACCAAUCUUACUGGACAAAGUGCAUGGCAGACAUGAUCGAGCUUUGCUUCGUAUGGUAUGACACGAUCAUACAUUCAACGUUUCAGGAGGAUUCCAAGCAAAAGCCGAUGUUGUGUUUAUGGUAUAGAAAUUUUGUCAUCAAUCGUUUGCAGUAUGUGUCUUUACGACGUCAUGCGUUUAUUACACAUCUUUAUCCUUCGAGUUAGAUUGGUAUCCUUGUGCGUAUAGGAAUAAUGAAAGGCCAAGGGAGAUGUUGGGUUUUGUGGCUAUGGAAACAGGAGGAACACGUGAAUCGGCAGAUGAAUCCAUAAAAGAGAGGGUCAGAGAACGCGAUACGUAUGAGGUGGUUGGAACGGGGAGAACCCAUGAUCUAGAAUGAGAUAGAGUAUCAUGAGGACCACGAAAUUACAGCGGAAAUGAGAGCAUGAGGAAAACACGGCGCUGGCCAUGGCAUUGCCCGUGGCUGUUUGCCCAAUCCAGUCAUAUUCAUCGUGGCUCUUGGCAUGCAGACAAUCGACAUGUUUUCGAGACUUGUUGCUUUCGGCGGUUCGCUUCAAGGCACAUAUCAGAAAGCCGACAUACACACUUCAUUUGGUGCCAUUGGAUUGCAAGGCUCACAGAUAAUAAUAUCAACAAUAAUCA
Pseudo-nitzschia multistriata is the source of this 4348-nucleotide messenger RNA. The record is from the annotation of a GenBank genome assembly. Lineage: Eukaryota; Bacillariophyta; Bacillariophyceae; Bacillariales; Bacillariaceae.